Molecule: messenger RNA, 6183 nt
Organism: Esox lucius (northern pike)
Lineage: Eukaryota; Metazoa; Chordata; Actinopteri; Esociformes; Esocidae
Gene: mgat4a
Product: alpha-1,3-mannosyl-glycoprotein 4-beta-N-acetylglucosaminyltransferase A
Exons: 17
Coding region: 593-2194 (533 amino acids)
Biological process (GO): protein N-linked glycosylation
Cellular component (GO): endoplasmic reticulum-Golgi intermediate compartment; endoplasmic reticulum; Golgi stack
Molecular function (GO): acetylglucosaminyltransferase activity
Source: RefSeq, a predicted model, not a curated record
UGGGCGGCGCCUCGUGUAUUGACCGACAGUUGGCGACCGUACCGCUUCGUCGUUACGUUUGAUUCGGUGAACAAGGACUUUUCCAAGCGGUGAAUAUAUCUGUCAAAACAAAUUUGGCGUUCUUCAACAGUUUACUGGAGGAAUCACAAGUGUGCAAGUUCAAGGAGGCGUCAACACGUCGGUUCAGUUCCUCCAUCGUUAUCUGUUCGUGUAGUGAGUGGAGCGAAAUAGUCGCACCGCCCAGCCAUGCUCGCAUCACCGGGGGAGUGUAGAACGCGCAGAAGCCUCGGACUAAGAACGACUGCCUCGUGACUGACAACCCAGAGGGUGGAAGAGCGAGAUCAACAGUCACGUACUUAGACCGUACUGAGUGUGGACUCGUAACAAUACACGGUACAGAGGAGGGAGACGUCCAUCCACAGGUCUAGCUAGCUAAUCUGUUUUUCUUCUAACAUCCGUUCCUUCAACCAGUCCCUAGGCGAGGUGAGCUGCCGCACGCACGCGCUUCCGCCCGGACUGACUACUCGGAAUUAGAGAGAGGCACGGCAGCUCCCGGGUCCCCACGCUUCGUGGAGAGAAUCGCUGAAAUGAGAUGAGGCUCAGAAAUGGAACGGUUGCCACCGCAAUCAUAUUCUUCACGUCGUUUCUCAGCUUGUCCUGGUACACAGCCUGGCAGAAUGGUAAAGAGAAGUUGGUAGCUUAUCAGAGGGAGUUCCAUGCCCUGAAAGAGCGCCUCCGUGUGGCUGAACACCGGACACUGCAGCGCUCCUCUGAGCUCAACAACAUCCUGGAACAGUUCAGGAGGGCCAUCGCUGAGACCAACGGCAGCAAGGAUCCUCUCACCAACUUCUCCGAUGAGACCCAGAAGCUGCUGAAGGAGCUGGCCAAUAGGAAGCCUCUCCAGGUGCCAAACAUCUAUCACCACCUGCCCCACCUACUCAACAAUGAGGGCAGCCUGCACCCUGCUGUCCAGGUCGGCCUGGGGCGCACAGGAGUCUCCAUGGUGAUGGGUAUUCCUACCGUAAAGCGGAAAGUGAAGUCGUACCUGGCCGAGACGCUGCACUCGCUCAUCGACAAGCUCUCAUCUGAGGAGAAGCUGGACUGUGUCAUCAUCGUCUUUGUUGGAGAGACAGAUACAGACUAUGUCCACGGUGUGGUGGCCGGACUGGAGAAAGAGUUUUCUACGGAGUUGAGUUCCGGGCUGUUGGAGGUGAUCUCUCCUCCAUCCAGCUACUACCCCGACCUGAAAGACCUCAAAGAGACAUUUGGAGAUUCCAGAGAGAGAGUCCGAUGGCGGACCAAACAGAAUCUGGACUAUUCCUUCCUCAUGAUGUAUGCUGUCAGGAAAGGAGUCUACUAUGUUCAGAUGGAGGAUGACAUUGUGGCCAAGCCCAACUACUUUGCCACCAUGAAGAACUUUGCCCUGCAGCUCUCAUCUGAGGAUUGGAUGAUCCUGGAGUUCUCCCAGCUCGGCUUCAUUGGCAAGAUGUUUCAGGCUCCAGAUCUCAACCUGAUCGUAGAGUUCAUCUUCAUGUUCUAUAAGGAGAAGCCCAUUGAUUGGCUACUGGAUCACAUCCUCUGGGUCAAAGUGUGUAACCCAGAGAAAGACGCGAAACAUUGUGAGCGGCAGAAGUCCAGUCUACGCGUUCGUUUCCGCCCGUCCCUCUUUCAGCACGUGGGCCUGCACUCUUCUCUGGCCGGAAAGAUCCAGAAACUCACGGAUAAGGACUUCCUGAAGCCCUUACUCCAUAAGAUCCACGUGAAUCCGCCCGCUGAAGUGUCUACAUCUCUUAAGGUCUACCAGGGACACACGCUGGAGAAGACCUACCUGGGAGAGGACUUCUUCUGGGCCAUCAACCCUACAGCUGGAGACUACAUCCUCUUCAAGUUCGACAGACCUGUCAGCAUAGAGAGGUUCCUUUUUCGCAGUGGCAACCAGGAGCACCCUGGAGACCGGAUAGAGAACACCACCGUGGAGAUUCUGCCCUUCUCCGAAACUGGCCCAAAGAACAAAGAGAAGUACAAGAGAACUGAUGAUCACUUCUACAGAAUCGGUCAGUUUGAGAAAGGCGUGGCGGAGGGGGCUGUGGACAUCUCCUUCAAUCCGGUGGUGGCGCUGCGUCUCUCUGUGGUCAAGGACUCUGCUGUGUGGGCCAUCCUCAGUGAGAUCCACAUUAAAAGGAUAGCAGGCUGAUGUGAGGUGGGGGGCCACAUCAAUCCUGGCCCCCAGACCCGGGCUGUGCGUAGACAUGCCUAAAACGGACUGUCCAGGGGCCUUGUGGCGCCUAGCAACCAGCAGUUACAUUACGAGAGCGCACCAGAACUGCUUCAUCUCAGGGCUUCUUUCUGAGGACGCUUUCACAUGUUGGCUUUGUUUCUCUAUUUCCGCUUUGUUCUGUCCUUGUUUUAACCCCUCUUUCUUUCUGUCCCUUCAUCACUCCUAGUUUUUCCUCUUUUUCGUUUUCUCUCCUGCUCAAGCUCUGUGUGAAUACUACUGUACAAAAAAAGAGACUGAUAAAAAUAUCAGAAUGAUUUGGGAGUCCUAAAGAGGUCUGUUCCAAGCUCUAGUUGUCCAUGUUAACAGUUUGUUUCAGCAAGGGCCGCUAUCUGGGAGAAACACACAGUUUGGAGGUCUAGUAAAAACCACGUCUGAUCCAGGGGGCUGAUGUCACCAGGGUAACGUGCUGACUCCUGUUCUGUCUCCCUCUGUGGUCAGCUGAGGUAUUGCCCCGUCACUGGAGCCCCCUGCUGGCGACGGAAGGAACAUCUCCAUUCUCCUCAAGGAUCUGUUGCUUUGUGUGGUUUCCACCUGGCUGUGUGUUUUAACCGAAACACAGGCAAUAGAAAACAAGUUGUCAGUAUUUUCAAUGGUGGUGCAUUACUGCCCGUGUUGCUUUUUCCUCAGAUCUUUGUUUGAAAGGGAUGACAUUGUCAAACAAAGUGGAAAGGAAAAUGUUGCCCCAAAUUGUAGUGACAGAUUGCCCAAACUGUAGAUCAAUGCUCUGUGUAGAUUUAGGGUUAGCUUAUCUUAACCCAAGUCCCAAACUUUCCAAUUCUGGUGGGGGACUAAAAUCUACUCAAUAUCCAUGUCUGGAAUCAUUUCAGCCUAUGAAUUACUCAAUUAAGAAUAUUAAUGAUUGAAACCAUAUCUAUAUCUAUACUUCCUUUGACAGGAAGUCAGGCUGAAAGGCUCGUGUCCUUUAAGUGGGAUAUCUUGAUAUGAUUAUUACAAUAAUGACUAUCAAUGGUGAUUUAACUUAUUUGAAAUAAAUCUUUAAUUUGUACAAGAGGCCAAAAGAAAAAGUUUUAUUUUAAGUUUAUUAUACAGUAGUUGUAAUGUUCACGUGUCCUUUUUACUUCCAGAAGUGUUUUAUUUAAUUUAUUUUUUGCUGCUUGUUCUAGGUAUUCCUGUCUGUUGGUUGGUGUAGAUAGAGGACGUCUCUAAUCGCAAGUCUCCAGUUUGUGUUUUUAAUGACCUUUUCCAGACAUUUAAAUGGAACAGGACAGCAUAUCUCAGAAGGGGGAUUGUCUUACACUUUCUACUUGAUUUUAAGAUGGUUGCUCAUCCUGAAAGUUGUUUGAGCCAAGAGGAAAUAGACAUCCAUGGCUCAGUUUUGUUUCAACAGCCAUUACUAACUUAAGCUAACUGUAGCAACAGCUAGCUAAAAAUCAGUUGGAGAAAUGAGGUCCUGGCUCACGGACUGCUUUCUGGCUGGGAAGUUUGAGGUCCUGGCCCACGGACUGCUUUCUGGCUGGGAAGUUUGAGGUCCUGGCCCACGGACUGCUUUCUGGCUGGGAAGUUUGAGGUCCUGGCUGAGGCUGUCCUGAGACAGACCCACGUGCCUUGAAGACCUGCUCCUCCAAGAGUCUUGAGCAGAACUACCCGUAUGUCUUUGCUCCAGCACCUUUACUCACUCAUUUCCUUUAACCAUCAUCCUGGGUGUUCACUUGCCCUUUGAACCCUGGACAGGAUAUGUACAUUGUGUUUGGGAUUGACAGAUGGUUCUGCCAGUGCAGGGCUUCCACUGUAUGGUCUGAUGCAUGUUCACUGUCGGCAGUUCGUUGCACUUUGUUUUGAUGACUACAUUUCAUUUUUCUGUGACUAUUUAGUGGUGCAGAGACUUUUUUUUUUCCUCCAUCCUUUUUUUGUUCCACAUUCUAUCUUGUUGUAGCUCCGCCCUCAUUUACCAUUUCCAACAGACACGUAAUAUUCCCCCUGACAUCAUUUAGUUCCACCCCAUGUGACACCCGAUGUUGUCCAAUCAGACUCUGCUGGGAGUGGUUGGACAGCAUGUGGCUGUGUGGAGGCAGCCGAACUUCCCUCGGCUUGUCGUUACGGCUGCUCUGUAGACGACUAACUGUUGUUCGACACACUGAGGCCUCGUUUCAGGACAGGGGGAAUGGUUUUCCAUGAGUAACAUGUGUAUACAAUGUGAUUCAGAUUCUCUUUCAAUUCCAUGCACGUGUGAGAAGAUUGUAAAUUAUUUUCAUUUGAUUGUAAUUGAUUUUCGUUUUGUUGCUAUUUUACAUGUCAACCGUGUGACAUUCACUGACCACUUAAAUAGAUACGCCAGCCUCUUAACGCAAAACAGCGAAUCAUGUUGCUGCAACUCAGUAUAUGUGUGAAGCAUGCAGACACGGUCAAGAUAUUUAAUUGUUGUUCGACCAAACAUUAGAAUGGGAAAGACGUGCGACCUCAGCAACUUUGACCAUGUUGCUUCAUGCACUAUGGUCUCAGGUUUACAGAGCAUGGUGUCCUCAACAUAAGACACCCAGUGUGGCAGUUCUGCGAAUGAGCGAGGUCAGAGUAGAAUGAGCGAGGUCAGAGUAGAAUGAGCGAGGUCAGAGUAGAAUGAGCGAGGUCAGAGUAGAAUGAGCGAGGUCAGAGUAGAAUGAGCGAGGUCAGAGUAGAAUGAGCGAGGUCAGAGUAGAAUGAGCGAGGUCAGAGUAGAAUGAGCGAGGUCAGAGUAGAAUGAGCGAGGUCAGAGUAGAAUGAGCAGGCUUGUACGUCGAACUUUGAAGCGGAUGGCAGCAAAGGGUGUUCUACCUGAUACUAGAUGCCUAAUAAAGUGGACGGCUAGUGUACACAAACUUCUAGUGCUAUACUUCUGAGGAGGUUUUUUGGGUGUAAAUCCCAUUUUCCCUUGCCGAUUUUGUAACCGUAAACCUGGAAUCCCAAAACUGAACCCAAAUCUAAUGCUAAACCCCAACCUCUUAGCUAAGCAUAGCCUUUCUAAAUGUGAGGACUGGGAAAUGUUUUCUCUGUUCACUGUUUAUGUGAAGACUCUUUGAGGAGUAAUGGUACUCGAACUGUAUAUUAAUACCUGUAUGGCACUCAAAGUAUACACGCACUUGUCCAAUUCUAAAUCAGCCCCUCUCUAUGUUUAAGACCGAUAAACCUUCCCAGAUCCAAACCCGCCUACUCUGCAGCGGUCAGGUGUGACUGUUGCAAAAUCCUGUCCCUUGAAGGGACAAUACUGGGUAGGCAGAACGACUAGGGCAUGAUUUGGAAUUCGGGAACACUUUGAAAGUGGGCCACUUUUUGCUAGAUUUGCCUGUUUGUAAAUCUUUAUUUAUCAUGUGAGUAAUUGGUUGGUCAGCCAACCACUUUUUUAAUGGAGUUGACCCCUCCCAUUAACCCACUGGUUAAACCAGACCCUCUGGCUCACUCCUCUGGCUUAUUUAAAGAGUGCGAUUUUACAGAAUCUUACAUGUAUUGUUUAGAUCAGGUAGGAUGUGUAGAAUAGCAAAAUCCAGGUCUAUACAUGACAUUUUUGUCUGCAAUGCUCUACCUGUGUGUUUUGACCAUCUUGAAGAAGCUGCUGCCUGUCUUCAAGUGCAGGAUGGCUGGAGGAGAGGGGAAUACGCAUUUUAGGAAUGUCUGAAUAGUUUAAAGUAGAUUCCUCUCAUCCCCAUUCCCUGCUUUUCAUCCACGUGUGUGUGUGUGUUUGUGUGUGUGUGUGUGUGUGUGUGUGUGUGUGUGUGUGUGUGUGUAAGCAAUAUGGAGAAUGCCUGUAAUUGGGUUGCUUGCCUAAGAGACGGCAACGAAAGGAAGCUGGACGGUCAGACUCUUGCUUCUCUCCAUCAGUUCAUGUGCCUUUAUCACGUCCAUUACUAUGUCUGCCUCUGAUUUUGACUUUGUUUACAUGGACAUCGUUGAAAUAAAUCAAAACAUAAAAGUAA